Messenger RNA from Trichophyton benhamiae CBS 112371, 1653 nucleotides. Its product is annotated as C2H2 finger domain protein, putative. The record is from RefSeq and is a predicted model, not a curated record. Bases 1 to 1653 code for a protein of 550 amino acids. The transcript has 2 exons. NCBI's taxonomy places the organism in Eukaryota, Fungi, Ascomycota, Eurotiomycetes, Onygenales, Arthrodermataceae. Gene Ontology annotation, molecular function: zinc ion binding; nucleic acid binding. Gene Ontology annotation, cellular component: cytoplasm.
AUGGGUCAGGGCCAGUCCUCCUCCCGUCAGGGUGCCGCAGAUGAAGCUCACGAUGCUUUCGAGAGAGACUUUUACGCAAUCUUAGGGGUGGAACGGGAUGCCACAGCUGAAGAGAUAAAGAAAGCAUAUCGACGAAAAGCACUCGAGCUACACCCGGACAAGAACUAUGGAAACGUCGAGGAGGCGACAGCACUCUUUGCGGAGGUGCAGUCGGCGUAUGAGAUCCUUUCAGAUCCCCAAGAACGCGCCUGGUAUGACUCGCAUAAGGAUGCAGGCGGCACCGGUGGUGAUGCGGGCGUGCAGGGGCCAGAAAACUCGCGGUUUACGGCGGCCGCCGAUGUCAUGUCGCUAAUCAUGAAGUUCAAUCCUCGCAUGGAGUUUUCGGACGCGCCCACUGGCUUCUUUGGGGGCCUCAAUGAUACCUUCAGCCGGCUGGCCAGCGAAGAGCUUGUAGCAUGCCGGCUGGACGAUCUAGAACCCAUCCACUACCCCUCUUUUGGCCGUAAAGAUGAUGCCCCUGACUCCGUGCGCAGGUUCUACGCUGCCUGGAGCAGUUUCGCCACGAGAAAGUCCUACGCGUGGAAGGACGUGUACAAGUACUCUGAGGCGCCUGACCGCCGUGUACGACGGUUGAUGGAGAAGGAAAACCGUCGUCUACGCGAGGAUGGUAUUAGGGAUUUCAACGACGCCGUCCGCUCGCUGGUUGCAUUUGUACGCAAACGAGACCCCCGCUACAAGGCUACCGUCCAGAGCGAGGCGGACCGCCAACGGAUCCUCCGUGAGUCCGCGGCCGCCCAAGCUGCCCGUUCCCGUCGGGCUAAUGAGGCUAAACUGCGGGACUUUACACUCCCUGAGUGGGCUCAGUCGACAGAAGCUGAAGAGGAGCUAUUCCCGAGCGAGACCGAGUCUGAGCAGAACCACUUUGAGUGCGUGAUAUGUAACAAGAAUUUCAAGAGCGAGAAGCAGUUCGAGGCCCAUGAACGGAGCAAGAAGCACGUCAAGGCACUCAAGCAGCUGCAGCGUGAGAUGAAGCUGGAAGAUAAGAACCUCAACCUGGACGCGGUGGAGCCCGGGGAGAUGGAGCCAAUGUCUGAUUCCAAUCACGGGCACGAGCAUGAGAAUAAUAAUGAACCUGAGCUGACGGGGACCCAAACCCCAGUAUCAAAACAGGAACUAAGCGACGCUGACCCUGCUGACUAUUCUUCGGACAGAAGUGAAUCCCCUGAACCAUCGUCGGAGGCUAGGGCCGAUCAACCACAUCCCCUGGUGGGUCAAGGUACAGACGAUCUAGACGGUGAGGAGGUAGACGAGGAGGAGAUCCGAAAACAUGCCCUUGGUGACAGCCAGGGCAUAGAUCCCAUUACAGAAAAACUAUCCUCGCUCUCCACCGGCCAAGCUGAAGCCCAGGACGAGGACGAGGACGAGGAAGAAGACGUCGUCCUCCCGGCCAAGAAGCCAGGCAAGGCCAAGCAGAAGCGCGCCAAGAAGGCCGCUGCUGCCCAGGCAUUGGGAGCAGAGCAGUUUGUCUGCGCCGUCUGCUGGGCGUCUUUUACAUCCAGGAGUAAGCUGUUCACCCAUCUGAGGGAAGAGGGCCAUGCUCAGGCUCCAGUAAGCCAGAAGCAGCAGCAGGCAGCGAAGAAGAAGAGGAGGUGA